Patiria miniata (bat star) is the source of this 2900-nucleotide messenger RNA. Its product is annotated as probable ATP-dependent RNA helicase DDX23. The coding region runs from base 103 to 2442 and encodes 779 amino acids. The transcript has 16 exons. Gene Ontology annotation, molecular function: ATP binding; RNA binding. Gene Ontology annotation, cellular component: catalytic step 2 spliceosome. NCBI's taxonomy places the organism in Eukaryota, Metazoa, Echinodermata, Asteroidea, Valvatida, Asterinidae. Gene Ontology annotation, biological process: mRNA splicing, via spliceosome. The record is from RefSeq and is a predicted model, not a curated record.
GGAGAAUGGUAGGUAGGCUUGCCUUGAAGACUUGCUAAGAAAAAAUUCAUAUUCAACCAGUGACGCAAAUGCAACACUAACGUCAUAGUCCACCUCGACAAUAUGUCGUCCAAAGACAGGAAGGACAGGGACCAUCGGGAUGAGCGCGACAGACUAGACAGGCGUGACAGAGACAGGAAAAGAUCUCGUUCUCGGUCCCGGGAUCGCGACCGCAGGGACAGGCAGCGGGACGACAAGAAAAGCCGUGACAGGGAUCGGGACAAGGAGAGAGAUCGCGACAAAGAGAGAGACCGCGACAGGGACCGCUACCGAUCGCGACGCGACCGAUCGCGUUCGCCUAAUGAUAAAAAGCAAAGACUGAAGAAAGACAAACACGAUGAAGAAGAAGAAGAUGAAAAACUUAACAAGAAACAACCGAUUUCCCUGGAAGAGAUGUUGGCGAAGAAAGCAGCCGAACAAGAAGCUCUGUCGAAGCCAAAGUUUCUGACCAAGGAAGAGCGGGCCAAGCAGGCCCUCCAGAAGCGGAAAGAGGAAGUGGAGGCCAAACGAAAGGACCAGGACGAAGCGAGAAAGAAACAGAUGGAAUUCUUGAAGAAUUCACAGUUGGCCGGCGAUCCAUGGGAACGGGAACGGGUGGAGCGAAGGGAGAGACGAGAGCGGAGAGAAAGGGACGACGACUCGUCCAAGAACCGAGAAAGAGAAGAGGAAAAGGAAAAACAAGCCAUCAAGGAUCGCUACCUCGGAGUUGUCAAGAAGAAGCGACGGAUCCGGAGACUCAACGACCGGAAAUUUGUCUUCGAUUGGGACGCGGGGGAAGACACCUCAACAGACUUCAACCCGAUCUAUAAGGAUAAACACGAGGCUCAGUUAUUCGGGCGUGGCCACAUUGGAGGCAUAGACAUCAAGCAACAGAAGAAAGAGGCUCGAUUCUACUCCGACCUCCUCGAUAAACGGCGGUCUGGAAAACAGAAAGAGCAAGAAAAAACAAGAUUGAAGAAAGAAGACAAGAGGGAGCAGAAGCAGAAGUGGGACGACCGGCACUGGAAGGACAAGAAACUUCCCGAGAUGACCGAGAGAGAUUGGCGCAUCUUCCGAGAGGACUACAACAUCAGCACCAAGGGAGGACGCAUCCCCAACCCGCUGCGAUCCUGGGCCGAGUGUGAAGGAAUACCGUCAAAUAUCAACGAUGUCAUCCAGGGUCUGAAUUACACGGACCCCACACCCAUCCAGAGACAGGCCAUUCCUAUCGGUUUGAUGAACCGUGACAUCAUCGGCGUGGCGGAGACCGGUAGCGGUAAGACGGCUGCCUUCUUGAUCCCCCUCCUGGUCUGGAUCACCACACUGCCGAAAAUCCAAAGGGAGGAGGAUGUCGAUCAAGGCCCGUACUCCAUUAUCUUAGCACCGACUCGCGAGCUGGCGCAGCAAAUCGAGGAAGAGACGGUACGCUUCGGCCAGCCGCUAGGUGUCCGAUCUGUCUCCAUCAUCGGUGGCAUAUCACGGGAGGACCAGGGAUUCAAGCUGAGGAUGGGAUGCGAGGUUGUCAUAGCAACACCGGGUCGUCUCAUCGAUGUGUUGGAGAACCGCUAUCUGGUUCUGAAUCAGUGCACUUAUGUUGUCUUGGAUGAGGCUGACCGUAUGAUCGACAUGGGUUUUGAGCCGGACGUUCAGAAGAUUCUGGAGUAUCUACCGGUGACCAAUCAGAAACCAGAUACUGACGACGCCGAAGACUCAGCAGUCCUCCUCGCAAAUUUCGCUACCAAGCACAAAUUCCGACAGACCGUGAUGUUUACAGCCACUAUGCCUACUGCUGUAGAGCGUGUGGCCCGAUCCUACCUACGUCGCCCCGCUGUGGUCUACAUUGGCUCUAUCGGCAAACCGGUAGAGAAGGUUCAACAGAUCGUCUACAUGGUCUCCAACCAAGAAAAGAGGCACCGAUUGGUCCAGAUUUUGGAGAAGGGUUACGACCCGCCCAUCAUGAUCUUUGUCAAUCAGAAGAAGGGAUGCGAUGUGCUGGCCAAGUCGCUGGAAAAAAUGGGAUACAACGCAGUGACCCUCCACGGAGGCAAGAGCCAGGAGCAGCGAGAGUACGCCCUGGCCAGUCUCAAGACGGGCAUCAAGGACAUCCUGGUAGCUACCGACGUCGCGGGUCGCGGUAUCGACGUCCGUGAUGUCUCCAUUGUCAUCAACUUUGACAUGGCCAAGAAUAUUGAAGAUUACACCCAUCGCAUCGGUCGUACGGGCCGAGCCGGCAAGACGGGUACUGCGAUCUCCUUCCUGACACCAGAUGACAGCGACGUUUACUACGACCUCAAGCAGCUGCUGCUGUCCAGCCCCGUAUCGACGUGCCCGCCAGAGCUCUCUAGUCACCCCGAUGCUCAGAACAAGCCUGGAACCGUCAUGAACCGGAAGAAACGACAGGAAGAGACUAUUUUCACCAACUGAGCAGGCUUGUGGUUUCCACAUUUUUUCUUCUGGUCGUUGUUGGGUUUUUUUGGGGGGGGAGGGUGGUUUUGAUUAUUUUGCAUUUGUGUGUGAAACAUGUACACUUUCUCUUUUUCUUUUUAGGGGCGAUUCUAGAAUUAUGUAAUGUCUGCGACAGAGCUCAUUGAAUAAACCUGAAAAUUUAUUUUUUUCAAAUCUUAUACAUCCAUCAUCUAGUAAUGGUCAAGGAGAUUACAGACUAGGAGUUUUGGAUCAUUCCUCUGAAUCGUAAUUAUAUUUAGAUAUCAUGGUCAAUUUGUUCUCUUCGACAUUACACUUCAUAUACAAAGAAAUAAUUUAUUGAAAAGUAAAAAUAUCAUGUAAUUAUCAAAAACACCAAAUAAUUAAUUCUUAAACAUCUGUUUAAAUACCGGUUGGAAAAUGUUUUUUGGGGGAAAAGUCGUCACUAUGGUCAUACU